Rasamsonia emersonii CBS 393.64 is the source of this 2136-nucleotide messenger RNA. RefSeq lists its product as uncharacterized. The record is from RefSeq and is a predicted model, not a curated record. The transcript has 4 exons. The coding region runs from base 1 to 2136 and encodes 711 amino acids. NCBI's taxonomy places the organism in Eukaryota, Fungi, Ascomycota, Eurotiomycetes, Eurotiales, Trichocomaceae.
AUGGCUGGAACUAAGCGGAAGAACGAGGCCUCCCAGGGGUCAGCCGACUCUGCUCCUGCUAGAGAUGGCCGCACGCGUGCUGCUCGCGCCAGAGCCAACAACAAUGCCCGUGGUCGUGGAGCGUCAUCGGCUACCUCGAAUAUCACCUCUGAUGAGAACAAUGUUCCAGUUCAGAACGACGUCCCUGCCGAGAACGAUGCGCCAGCUGAGGAUGAUACUGCUUCCGCUGAAGCCCCUUCAGGAUCCCGCACCAAACGAAGAAAAUCCUUGGAGUCGAGGAGACACCUCGACCUACCAGACAAUCUCAUUCGCAACUCUUCUCUUGAACAAUCGCCAUCAGACGUUCCCACCAACGGCAAGACCAAGAAGAAGGCUACUGCAAAACUUGCCGAUUCCAAUUCUCAGAGUAGCAACGACACUGCGAAUAUGAAGUCUCAGUCUCCUGACGACGAGACGUUGCUUAAACAACAAAAUGAUACCGAAAUUGCUGAUCUUGACGAAAAGAAUAAUACCAAGGCGCUCCGUGGCAGAAAGCGCCAGAAUGAACAAAUCGAAGAUGAAAAACCUGAUGAUCUUGCGAACCCGGAGAGCACCCCGAGCAAGAAACUGAAGCUCGAAGAUGACGAAUUCGAUCACACAUUGCAGAAACCGUUACAGAACGGAACUGAGGAUGGUCCUAACUCAUUGACCGCCGAGCCGCAACCUGGAGCUCCUGAAGGAGAAGUUGACGAGACUCAAGCCACUGAAGAAGCCGAUGCAUCUCCGACCCGGGAUGAUAACGCAUCUCCUGUCAGCGCUAGAGGACGCGGACGGGGUCGAGGCGGGCGUGGUCGAGGUGGCCGAGGCCGGGGUCGCGGCGCAGCACGCGGUGGUUCAUCCGCACGUGGUGGCCGAGGUCGAGGGCGUGGUGGGCGUGGCGGAGGACGAAAUGGAAAACGGGUAGAUGAUGAUUCCGACUUCGAGUUCGACCGCUCUCCUUCUCCCAGUCCGGCGACACAGAAGCUCCAGGAACGUCAGAAGGAGCUGAAGCAGGCUUUCAAGAGACUGUCAGCUGCCCAGCGGCUUGCUCUCAGUGUCCUGGCAUCUCACUCCCAGCAACGGCUGGCCAGGGACAAGAAGGCCCACAUGAAGGCCCCCGAGUACGAAGAAGUCCAGAAGGCACUCGACGCGGCCUUGCGCAAACGACAAGAGAUUCUCCGCCGCGAAUACGAGCUCAAAGUCCAGGAGGCAAACAUCAUAUUCGAGGCCGAGAAAGAGAUCAUCGAACGACGGUUCCGGGCAUCGGCCGAACACAUACAGGAGGAACACUUCCGCGCCGCUCAAGGAGAAUACAUGGCGUUCGUGGAGGGCAUCCAGCACGCCGAGGACGACGAGCACACAGAGCCGGAAGACAACAACCGGUCGGAGCCCGGGUCCGUCGACUCGGGGUAUAGGUAUCUAUACCUCGACGAGCCCAAGUUCAAGCGAGGAUUCAACUCCUCCUUCGUCCGGGACCCCGCAGGAGCCGCCGCGUACGAGCGCGCCACGACGGGCUGGGAGGACUUCGUCCAACGAGCCAAAAUGAAGGAGAUCAGCCAGGAGGAGGCCCAGCCUUCGGGCCCGAACCCCCUCCUGAUGCUGAUGGAGGCGGCGGAGGGGGUGGAGGCGGCUGGUGCACCAUCAUCAACUCCCGACAAAGCACCAGCUCGCUCAGACGCGCUGCCGACGGCGUUGCUCGCUCUGGCGGACGCCGUCGAGCAGCGUGGUCCGCUGCCCACCCCCUCUCGCCCGGGGACCCAUCGAGCCAUCUUGCCCCAACCCACCCAGCCUCAACCAAGCCAGCCUCAGCCGCAGAUGGCUCAUGGGAUCCCCGAACCUCCCUCCUUCCUCCUCCCACGCCCGUCGUCCGUACCGCGGCGGUUCCUGCCAGCACAACCCCAACCCGGACCCGGGCUCCCGGACCCGUUCGGUGCCCCUGGCGGCGGCCCUCCGCAACUCCCUCCGCCGCCAGGGGUCACUAUUUCCCGGCCUGGCUUCCUGUCGGGGCCCCAGCCUGGGGUUCAACACCACCAGGCGGGGCCCCAGCAGUACUACUAUCCCCCGCUGCCGCCCCCUCCGCAGGGCCCCUCCCCUCCUAACCAUCCACGGCCGUAUUGA